Messenger RNA from Triticum dicoccoides, 1644 nucleotides. Its product is annotated as protein FIP1-like. The transcript has 14 exons. The record is from RefSeq and is a predicted model, not a curated record. The coding region runs from base 254 to 1315 and encodes 353 amino acids. Gene Ontology annotation, cellular component: late endosome; lysosomal membrane. NCBI's taxonomy places the organism in Eukaryota, Viridiplantae, Streptophyta, Magnoliopsida, Poales, Poaceae.
CUCGCACCUUGUCUUCUUCCUCGGCGGGAGGGAGAGGGAGAGGGGCUGACGUUACCCCGCCGCACAGAUCAUCAAUCAAACCGAAGCGAGCUCGCGUCAAUUCCACCACUAGGGCGCGCAUUAAUCAGAUUGGAGUUGCGGCCCGAGCCGCUCCGCCCACGACCACCCCUCGGAUCGACCCGGCGUCCGGAGGAGGCGAGCGCGCGCGGGCAGCGUAGCGGGGGCCGGGGACGACUCCCCCACCGCAUCGGCGAUGCCGCACGAGCGGGGCGGCGCGGCGCCCGCCGUCCCCGCCCCCGAGGAGGACGCGCUGUUUAUCGAUUUACUACAUGAAGCUCCCCUAUCUGGCCAUCGAGAGCCUAGGAGCAUAGUCAGUGGCACCUUGUACUGUAUAUUGUUGGUAGGUUAUGCUGCUGUUUCUGUGUCUGCUCCAUGGAUAUUUCUUCGUUUACCAGGCAUGAUCCCUCCAUUGCUAUGCAGCUCCAAUGUUAUCCUUCUGCUUCUUACAGGCAUUUUUCAACAAUAUUGGGUUCACCAGGUCAGGAAAGUGAGAUUGCAGGGCUAUUACGAUUUUAGCCAAAAACUGAAGCACAUUGCUCGACUUCCAUUUGCCACUAUUGCUUAUGGCACUGCUUUAAUGCUCUUAAUCAUAGUCUGGCAACCUUUUGUACAUAUACUAUCAAUUUCACUGUUACUAAGGAUUGUUAUCGUGGUUGAAGCAACAUGUGCUGGAUGCUUUAUGAGCUUAUACAUAUGGUAUAUCCAUAAGUACAACUCUUUGGAUGGGCGGCCUGAUAUCUUGCAGUCAUUAUAUUCUGCACUUCAACCAUCUACUACGACUUUGGAAGAUCGAAGAUAUUAUGAUGGCCGUCUCUCUGACCAGCAGAUGGCAUUACUUCAAUACCAAAGGGAGAAUAUUCAUUACCUGAGUGAAGAGGUGCUGCGCUUGCAAGAAUGUUUGAGCAAAUACCAGAGAACUGAUGUUGGGAACACUCCUCAGGUUGAUCUUGUCCAUCUUUUAGCAUCUCGUGACCAAGAACUUCGAGCACUCUCCGCCGAGAUGAAUCAAGUGCACUCAGAGCUUCAGCUUGCUCGUGGCCUGAUUGAUGAAAAGGACUCGGAGAUCCAGCGUAUUCGUUUGAGCAAUAGUCAGUAUGUUGAAGAAAAUGAUAGACUCAGAGCUAUUCUUGGAGAAUGGAGUUCUCGAGCCGCAAAGCUUGAACGGGCACUGGAGGCAGAGCGACUGUCAAAUAUUGAACUGCGGAAGAACAUUGCAAAAUUCCGAGGGCAAUUGCAUAAGGAGCAACACGCCUGAUUCCCCUGUUCUAGGAAUAGAAUAGAUUCAUCUGGUGGUGUGUAAUGGCUGGUUAGCAACUCUUCACCUGCUGACAGUUUUGCCCAGGACAACUGACCAAAGAUAAUCAUCUCAUAUGAGAUCUUAGAAGUCCAAACCCCUGCUGUUGGCAGUUCAGGAGCAUCAGCGGUUUCACUAAAAUUGUAACAUAGUGCAAGAUAAGCAUGCUGCCCGAUUUGCAUCAGAAAGAAGGAAUAGGCAUAGGCGGCAGCUCUUGUGAAUGCACAGUUUGAUGUAUAAAUCUGAAAAGAGUUGGUUAAUGCCUUAAUGGAGUAUGGGGGGAUUUAGCU